Molecule: messenger RNA, 1296 nt
Organism: Zasmidium cellare ATCC 36951
Lineage: Eukaryota; Fungi; Ascomycota; Dothideomycetes; Mycosphaerellales; Mycosphaerellaceae
Exons: 2
Coding region: 1-1296 (431 amino acids)
Source: RefSeq, a predicted model, not a curated record
AUGAACGCAAGCCCGAAGCUAGUAUCCAAAGCGACUUCCUCGUUCGAAAAGGACCACCACAUUUUUGGACUGCGAGGAAUCCUGGCCAUCUCCAGCUUCUUGUGGAUUUUCUUCGAAACGUUCAUCCCAGCUGUAGCUACGCAUAGUACAGCAGGACCAGGGUAUCAACGCGUUCUGCGGAUUGUCUUUGGGACGGUACUAUGGGAUGAAAGUCUGAUCAGCUCGUUCUUUUUUGUUCUCAGUGCUCGAGCCAUAUGCGUUCGAUUCUUGAAAGAUCCGACAGCGGACAAAUUCGCUGGAGCCAUCAUCAGGAGAUCCAUUAGACUCGUUGUCGCAAGUGGAGCCGCUCUCUUCAUCACAUAUGGAAUUUUCGCUGGCCUUGGAACGAAAUACAUCGCGACCUUCAAGCAGACACUACCGAAUCACUCGAUCAACUCGCCUGGCGUCCCGAAGACUGCACUGCAAGGAUUCAAUGCAGUCUUCGAUAUGUUCUGGGUCGUUCGCCAGUACGACUCCCAAGCGGCAAAUGCUUUCUGGCCUACUAGUACGCUUGGCAGAGUGAGCUUGUUGUACAACCAAAGCUGGACGGUCUACUUCCUGAUGGUCCUUCUGCCAUUUGGACGACCUCAGUGGCACGUGCAGGUACUGGCUCUCUUCACAAUUGGAGCAUUUUGGAUGUGCUCUUGGGGAUGGUACAGUGCCUGUGCGUUGCUCAUCGCAGACGUUACCAUCAACCCAAGUCUGGCAUCGAAACUGGCAUCCGGUCUGACCUUGAGUGAGAAGAGGAAUUGGAAAGUUCACUACCCGCUCAUAGGGUUCUUGAUGAUCCCCAUCGGCUUAGCAAUGAAAUAUGUUUGGGCGGUGUUCCCACGAUAUAUUGACGGGGAGCUUGUGCUGCAUCCCUACUUGGAUCUGUCGGAGCAGACGACUCGUCGUCAAUUCGCGGCAGCGGAUCCAUAUCCUCGAGUGGACGACUUCUUCGUCAUCUUCGGGCUACUCUUGAUCGUGGAAACUAUGCCCAAAGCGCGAAAUGUCCUGUCUGGACCAUGGCUCGUAUCGUUGGGCAGACGAUCUUUCAGCUUGUUUGUCGCUCAGAGUUUGUUGAUGUGGAGUGCAGGCAUAAAGCUCUGGAUCCACCUGCACAUGGCCAAUGGUACAUCGGUGGCUUUGGCGAAUUUGGCAGUAUUUAUCACAACCCUCGUGGCUGUGAUCUUGUUUGGAGAGGCAUUCUACCGCGUUGUGGAUGUACCAUCUCAAUGGCUCGCCACUGCUGGCUACUACUGGGUAACAAGCUGA